This is a messenger RNA of Pyrus x bretschneideri (Chinese white pear), 1887 nucleotides long. RefSeq names its product disease resistance protein RUN1-like. Lineage: Eukaryota; Viridiplantae; Streptophyta; Magnoliopsida; Rosales; Rosaceae. Gene Ontology annotation, molecular function: ADP binding. Bases 106 to 1785 code for a protein of 559 amino acids. Gene Ontology annotation, biological process: signal transduction; defense response. The record is from RefSeq and is a predicted model, not a curated record. The transcript has 2 exons.
UCCAGGAAGUAGAUAGGAAUGAGCCAACUAAUUACUAAAUAGAGCCUUAAAUAUUUCCCUGGCAAAGACACAGCAUUUAUUUUGUUUGUUCAUCGAUCGUAAACUAUGGCGCUUGUGAGAGCAGCUCAAGGAACAUCCUCUGAUUCCAACACUCAUUGGGGUUACCGUUACGAUGUUUUCUUGAGUUUCAGAGGUGAAGACACUCGCAGGACUUUUACCGACCACCUCUACACAGCCUUGAACAACGCAGGAUUUCUCACCUUCCGAGAUGACGACGAACUUGAGAGAGGAGAAGAUAUCAAGCCAGGACUACAGAAAGCAAUCCGGCAAUCACGAACGUCUGUUGUCGUGUUUUCGAAGGAUUACGCGUCAUCCAGAUGGUGCCUUGAUGAGCUUGUCAUGAUCCUUGAACGCAAGAGGACUACCUCGGACCAUGUAGUAUUACCAGUCUUCUACGAUGUCGAUCCAUCCCAUGCGAGGAAGCAGACGGGAAGCAUCGGAAAAGCAUUUGCAAGACACGAGAAAACUCAGUCGCCGAAUAAGGUGCGGGGAUGGAGGGAGGCACUUGCAGAGCUUGCUGAUCUAGCAGGGAUGGUCCUAUCAAAUCAAGCUGAUGGGUACGAGUCAAAGUUUAUCACAAAAAUUGUCAAGGUGAUUGGUGACAACCUAAUUCGCACACCCUUGGCUGUUGAAUCCAACUUGAUUGGAAUCCAAUCUCGAGUCAAACACAUCAAUUUAUGGUUACAAGAUGGAUCAACUGAUGUCGGUAUAGUUGUUGUGCAUGGGAUGUCUGGAAUAGGGAAGACAACAAUUGCUAAAUAUGUUUACAAUUCAAAUUUUACAAGUUUUGAAGGGAGCAGCUUUGUUGAAAAUAUCAGAGAAACAGCAAGUCAACCGAACGGGUUAGUUCAAAUUCAAAUGCAACUUCUUUACGAUAUUUUGAAGGGGAAGGAGGAGAAAGUGCACAACGUCAGUGAAGGAAUAAUUAAGAUUGUAAGAGCCAUAAGCUCUAGAAGAGUUCUUCUUGUUCUUGAUGAUGUAGACCAUAAGGAGCAAUUAGAUGCAGUACUACUGAUGAAAGAUCGGUUUUAUCCCGGAAGUAAAAUAAUCAUAACAACAAGGCGUGAAAGGUUGCUAAAGGCACAUCAAGUUACUAAGGUCCACGGAGUUGAAACUUUGGAUUACGAUGAAUCGUUGGAGCUCUUAAGCUGGCAUGCGUUUGGCCAGGACCAUCCCCCUAAAGGUUACAUGGAAUAUUCAAAAAAGCUAGUGCGGCAUACUGGAGGACUUCCAUUAGCUCUUCAAGUUUUGGGUUCUUCUCUGUUAGGUGAAAGUAUGGGUGUGUGGGAAAGUACAUUGGAGAAGCUACAAGUUAUUCCUAAUGGCGAAAUCAUGAACAAACUAAGAAUAAGCUAUGACAGUUUACAAGAUGACCAGGACCAGAAAUUAUUCCUCCACAUUGCUUGUUUCCUAAUAGGAAGGCACAAAAAAUACAUUGUUAGAAUACUAGAUGGAUGUGAUUUCUAUACAACUGUUGGCAUUCAAAAUCUCAUUGAUAGAUGCUUGGUGAAAGUUGAUAAAGACAACAAGGUGAACAUGCACGAUCUGAUUCGUGAUAUGGGAAGAGAAAUAGUUCGCCUAGAAUCAGAAGAGCCUGAGAAACGUAGUAGACUUUGGCGUCGUAAGGAUUCCUUCCAAGUACUGAGGGAAAAGACUGUACGUAGAAACAUGCCUUUUAGAUAUAGAUAUAUAUAUAUAUAUAUAUAUGUUUUUCUCUUCUUGUGAAAAUUAUCCAUAUUAAUGUUGUUCCCUUUUUUUCUUAGGGUACACAAACAAUCCAAGGUCUUGUCCUGGACAUGCAUUGGCAUCCUGCAAACAGUCCAAUAA